Cyphellophora attinorum is the source of this 1119-nucleotide messenger RNA. RefSeq lists its product as uncharacterized. NCBI's taxonomy places the organism in Eukaryota, Fungi, Ascomycota, Eurotiomycetes, Chaetothyriales, Cyphellophoraceae. The record is from RefSeq and is a predicted model, not a curated record. The coding region runs from base 1 to 1119 and encodes 372 amino acids. Gene Ontology annotation, molecular function: arylformamidase activity. The transcript has a single exon.
AUGCCCAGUACUACAUCACCAACCGCCAAUGGCGACGCAGCCCUUAACAGCGGGACCAUCAUCAAACCCACCAACGUCAACGGUACUACCACCAGCAGCAACAAAACCAACAACACAAUGCAACGCCCCUACCCAGCCUUCAAAGACCUUCCCCUAACCCGCCCCGGCCCACGCGGCAACGCCUGGUCCCUCUGGGGCCCCGACGACCAACUCGGCAGCCUCAACCACCUCACCCCAUCCACUGUCGCCCACGCCGCCCGCACGCAGAUAUUGACCGGCGAGCGCGUCAGCUUGAACUGGACUUUGCAAGGCGCGACCUUCCCACGGUUUCAGCACCCACGGAAGAACCUGGAGAUCAGAGCGGAGAACAAGUUCAAGGCGAGGGGAGUGCAUGCGUUCGACGAUGAGUGGGCGUUUAAUACGCAGUGUAGUAGUCAGUGGGAUGGGUGUCGGCAUUAUGCGUAUCAGGAGGAGGGGAUGUACUAUAUGGGGCGAAAAGCAGAGGAAUUCGAGGCGGGGAAGGAGGCCAAUGGGAUUCAGCAUAUGAGUAGGAAGGGGAUUGCGGGGAGGGGGCUGUUGGUUGAUUGGUGGCGGUGGAAGCAGGGGAAAGGAGAGGGUGAUGGGGUGGACGCGUACAGCUCAUACGCCAUACCCUGGGAAGAGUUGAUUGCUGCGGCGGAGAGUCAGGGGACGCCGUUGGGGGAGAUGCAGGCAGGAGAUCUGUUGAUUGUGAGGUCGGGGUAUUUGGCGCAGUAUGAGACGAUGGCGAAUGAGCGGAGAGAGGAGCUUGAUAAGCUAUAUCAGCAUACGAAGCCGGACAAUAUUGGGGUCGGGGCGUGCCCGGAGAUUCUGGAGUUUUUGUGGGAGAAGAAGAUCGCGGCAGUGGCGGGGGAUGCGAGAAGUUUUGAGAGGUGGCCGUGUCCGCCAGAGGAGAAGGAGUGGCAUUUGCAUCAGUGGUUGUUGGCGGGUUGGGGGAUGCCGAUUGGCGAAUUGUGGGAUUUGGAGGCGCUGAGUGAGGAGUGCGCAAGGCAGAAGAGAUGGACGUUCUUUUUGACGAGUGCGCCGAUGAAUGUUCCUGGCGGGGUGGCGAGUCCUCCGAAUGCGCUGGCUUUCUUCUAG